AUGCAGCUUCUGAGACAACCACGUUUACAAAGAUCAAGUCCUCAACUUCAAUUUGUUUCAGAAGAAAGUAAUUUUGGAAGUAAAUUAGCACCAACCAUGUCUAAACAGAAUCCUACAAAUGAAUCACAAUUACAAAUGACUUCUCAAAAAUAUCCCAACUGUCUACAUAACAAUAAUAAUAACAAUAAUAAUGAUAAUAAUAAUUAUAAUAAUAACAAAGGUACUAUUCAACAAAAACAAAUCACAUCUAAUUCACCUGAGAUUCAUUUCAGUCAUGAUCAACGAGUUGUGACAUUUGGUACAAAACCAAAUACUACUAAUACUACUAGUAAUUUAUCAGUUGUGCCGAGCAGUGAGGAUGAUGAAUGGGAUUCAGAAACGGAAGAUUUAAAUAUUGUUGCAGCUGAAAUUAAUAAAUCUCAACAAUUAACACCGGGAUCAUCAAAUAAACUAACAAAUCCUCUAAAACCAAUAACAUCCUAUUAUAAAUCAAAUCACAGUACCAAUAAUAGUUCCAUGCAACAGAAAAACAAUAGUCCUCAAGGAGUAAAAUUCACUUCAUAUAAAAAACCAAAUUUAAAAGCUUGUUAG
Molecule: messenger RNA, 591 nt
Organism: Schistosoma bovis
Lineage: Eukaryota; Metazoa; Platyhelminthes; Trematoda; Strigeidida; Schistosomatidae
Source: the annotation of a GenBank genome assembly